AUGGCGACAGUCCGCGACCCAACCUUCUGGCACCGCUUCUCGCUCGCCGUGCGCAUGGAGGACCUAUCGCCGACCGGCGGCGCAAAGGAAACAUUAGAAUCUAACGAAUGGCUCCGCCGGCAACAGACGAAGCGCCGACGGCACAAGAUUUUGAUAGCGGUACUGGGCGGGUUCGUCCUGGCUGUGAUUGUGGCGGGGGUCGUGGUCUGGCAGAUCUUUGGGGUGUCGCUGGGGCGGUAG
Tricharina praecox is the source of this 240-nucleotide messenger RNA. RefSeq lists its product as uncharacterized. The transcript has 2 exons. Lineage: Eukaryota; Fungi; Ascomycota; Pezizomycetes; Pezizales; Pyronemataceae. The record is from RefSeq and is a predicted model, not a curated record. The coding region runs from base 1 to 240 and encodes 79 amino acids.